AUGUCCUUCAGCGAGGAUUUUGUGACGAGCACGCAGGUCAGGGACGAGAGCGACCAGGCCAGGAGGAAGGCACGCAUGAUGGAUGACCCGGAACUAAACGGCAGCUUCUUUGGGGUUCGGGAAAGUGCGAGGGAGGGCGGACCGUUGAUGCCGGGAAACAGUCACCACUCGACCCCCAUUGAAGCGAAAAACAACAAAAACAAGAAGAAUACACUACAGGGCACUAAAAAACGCAAAAUUCCGUCACUUACGUCACCCAGAGAUAAGAAUUCCAACAUCACUACAAGCUUGUCCGAUGAAGAAGAGGAAAUCAAAACAGCAAACCAGGUCACCAAUGAAGAUUACACAAAUGCCAACACACCAGCAAAGGGUAAAUCAAGGGUGGGACAGAUAGACAACCUUCUUAAAGCCUUGACCUCCACCCCACAUGCCAGGUCGGACAGGGUCAAAAAGAUGAAGCUGCCUAAUAGACUGAUUUUUCAACCUCCCGGCAGAAGAACGAGGAAUAGGGAGGCGGCAAUGAGGAGAUUUCAGAGUAGCCGUUUCUGUCCUGUUGAUGACUCAGAGGAGGAGGAGGAGGACAAGGAAGAUGAAGAGGGGAAGAUGGAGGAAGGAGAUGAGGAGAAAAAUGAGAAUCGAAAGGAGAAAACGCAAAGGAGAGAGAAGGAGGAAGAUGAUGAAGAGAAAAUCCAAGAAGAUAAAGAGGAAAUAAAGCAGAAUAGAGAGAAGAAGAGCAAGGAAGAUAACAUAGAAGAAUUACAGGAAACUGAAGAGAAAGACACAGAAGAAGAAGAAGAGGAGGAGGAGGAAGAUGAUGAAGAGAAAAUCCAAAAAGAGGAAGAGGAGAUAAAGCAGAAUAGAGAAAAGAAGGAGAAAGAGCCAACAGAGACAGAGAAGAAGAACAAGGAAGAUAACAUAGAAGAAUUACAGGAAAUGGAAGAGAAAGACACAGAAGAAGGAGAAGAGGAGGAGAAAGUGAUGGAAAUGGAACCAGAGAAGAAGGAGAAUAAAGAGGAGUUACUGAAGGAUGCUGAAGAGGUGGAAGAAGAAGAAGAAGAGGAGGAGGAUAAGAAAGAGGAGUUACUGAAGGAUGCUGAAGAGGUGGAAGAAGAAGAAGAGGAGGAGGAUAAGAAAGAGGAGUUACUGAAGAACACUGAAGAGGUGGAAGAAGAAGAAGAAGAGGAGGAGGAUAAGAAAGAGGAGUUACUGAAGAACACUGAAGAGGUGGAAGAAGAAGAAGAAGAAGAGGAGGAGGAGGAGGAGGAGGAGGAGGAUAAGAAAGAGGAGUUACUGAAGGGCACUGAAGAGGUGGAAGAAGAAGAAGAAGAAGAGGAGGAGGAGAAAGAGAAAUUACCAAAGAACGCUGAAGAGGUGGAAGAAGAAGAAGAAGAGGAGGAGAAUAACACGAUAGAAAUGGAAAUCGAACUUGAGCAAAUUGAGGUGGAAAUCCGAGUUCAACACCGCACCGGAAUCGAAGACGAUCGCCUCAAAAACUUAACAGAAACCUCGGACAACGCAAAACAGAGGAAGAAUGAGAACAAGGAAGAGAAAACGGACAACCAGGAACGAAGGACAGCCAUAGACGACGCAGAGGAAGAAGAGAAGACGAAGGCGAAGAAACAGAGAAGAGGAAGGAGUAGACUUUCAAUACGUAGAAGAACAGAGGAGAGGGAGAUUGACGAUGGGAAGAACAGUAUAAGCGAUGAUGAUGGCAGUAGAAAGGACGGCAUUUUUUGGAAGAAGAGGAUUGUGAAUGACGUAGAGGGCAAGAACGAUGGUGCAAAGGACACUGUAGAUAAUGAGAGAAACAAAGGAGAUGAUGAAUGGCGUAACAGGAGGAGAGGAGGAGGAGGAGAGAACAGAUCAGGUCAUAACGUAAACAAGGAAAUGCACGGAAAUAAGGAGAACGAAAGCUAUGAACGCGACGGAGGAAGAACAAGGGAAGAAAAUGAAGACACAGAAGACAGAACAAGGAAUAAUGAGAAAGAGGAAAAUGAAAAGGAAACUAAGAAUGAGAAGAGAAACAUCAAACAUCAAAACACUCAUAAAAACAGUCCUGAAGGUGAAGAUGAAGGCGAGAGAAGACAGCCAGGGAAAGAAGAUGAUAGAGGUGAUAAAAUUGAGUAUCUACACCUAAGAAGAGGAAGAAGAAGAAGGAAACUCACUGGAAAAAUCGCAAAACAAGUUGACGACAAAAAUGACUCCGCAAAAAACCUUAGAAGAGGGACAAGAAGAAGAUGUCCCACUAAGAAAAUGAUUGAAUAUAAAGAAGAAGAAGAGGUUAGAAGAGAAAUUAGAAGAAGUCCUAGAAAUGUUAGUGGUACAGCGAUGAGGGUUCUCAGAAGGGGGACGAGGAACAGACCUCUUUCCACAGCGCCACAGAAACUUGAAACAGAUAGAACGGAUGAAAUUGAGCUUGGAAGAACAAUCACCUCUCUUUCCACAGCGCCACAGAAACUUGAAACAGAUAGAACGGAUGAAAUUGAGCUUGGAAGAACAAUCACCUCUCUUUCCACAGCGCCACAGAAUCUUGACACGGAAACAACGGAUGAAAUUGAGCUUAGAAGAAGAAUCGGACCUCUUUCCACAGCGCCACAGAAUCUUGACACGGAAACAACGGAUGAAAUUGAGCUUAGAAGAAGAAUCGGACCUCUUUCCACAGCGCCACAGAAACUUGAAACAGAUAGAACGGAUGAAAUCGAGCUUGGAAGAACAAUCAGCUCUCUUUUCACAGCACAACAGGAACUUUACACAGAAAGAAUGGAUGAAAUUGAGCUUGGAAGAACAAUCAGCUCUCUUUCCACAGCGCCACAGAAUCUUGACACAGAAAGAACGGAUGAAAUUGCAGAAAAAGGGUCAGAAUCUAUGUCAAACUCAGAGAAAGGAUCAGAUUCCAUCCCAUCAGGUCCUGGAGGAGGGUCAGAUCCUACGACUGAUGAAGUAAGACACAUGCCUCUCUCCACAGUAGCACAGAAAAUGGAUUCAGAAGGUGAGGGAACAGAAAGAAUUGAAGACUUGAGAAACAGAUGUAGCGUAGCACAGAAGGAAGAGUGCAGUACAGAUGAUGAGGUAGAGUGUAACAAAGAAACAGUUAACAGAUACUCCUCUACAGAAGCACUAAAAGGGACUAGAGAGGAACACAGAAAUAUAGAAACAACAGAAAAACAGAGUACAGAAGGAGAUAAGGGAAUAGAGUGUACCAGAGAAAUGGGGCACAUAUCUCCCUCUACAGAAGCACAGAAGGAUAAAGAAGAAGGUGUGGAGCAUAGCAUGGAAAUAAACAGAAUCCUCGCCCCAGAAACGCAAACUCAGUCUCCGUACGAGCUUGGCGACUGCGGCGAAACUCAACUCGUACUGGAAACGGAAAACCAGAGUGUGUUUAUGGAGCGUACUGCAAACUGGAACAUGGCUACUACUAUUUUUACUACUACUACAAGUGCUACAACAGUGGAUAGUGACCGGACGAGCCCUAACGAACCCCAGACAGAUGCAGGAAACACAAACGAAGCGAAAACGAAAGGAGAAACAGAAAACCUUGAGGAUUACGACACAGACUUAUUUAUUUCGCCUUCACGGAGCCCUUUUCCCUUAUCGCCAGGGCAGAGGGAGGGAGAGAGCGCCUCAUCACACGAAAGCUUUGCCUACGACACCCAGUUCGGACAAGGCUUCUUCCAAUCACAGGAGGAGUCUGAGGCCUAUCUACUAUCGCUUGUCGGAAAGGAACCGCACGACACGACUACCCAACCAGAGUGUGUUAGUGUCCGUUGCAUAGAGGAGCUAAACCACCUUGAACUGACGGAUUUGUACGCUUUUCCGUUCCUUGAAGACAUGCACAGUGCGGGUUUUGAGAUGGAAGAAAAACAUUUGCUGGGAGAAAGUGAUGAUUUUGAUAACAAGACACACGGAACUCCUCCUCCUCUUCUUCCUCCUCCUCCCCCUGGUGACCUUUUAGAACAGUCAUGGAUUCAGGGUUCCGAUAAAGGGUCUGAUCCCACUGUGUUGAGUCCCGAGAGAGGAUCGAACUCCUUAUCAAGUCCGAAGAAAGUGUAUCUGCCUGCGCCAAGUCCAAGGAAAAGGUUAAAAUCUGUAUCAAGGCAGGAGGGAGAGAACUUAGGAUCGGUGAGUCUGGAAAGAGGGUUGGAUUCCCUAUCAAGUCCAAAGAAAGGGUUCGAUCCAACUCUGUUAAGUCUGGAAAUCGGGUCAAAUUCUGCUCCAUCAAGUCCACAAAAAGGGUCUGAUCCCACUGUGUUAAAUCCUGAGAGAGGAUCCAAUUCUCUAUCAAGGUCAAAGAAAGAGUAUCUGCCUGCGCCAAAUCCAAGGAAAAGGUUAAAAUCUGUAUCAAGGCAGGAGGGAGAGAACUUAGGAUCAGUGAGUUUGGGAAAAGGGUUGGAUUCCCUAUCAAGUCCAAAGAAAGGGUUCGAUUCUUCUCCAUCAAGUCCAGAGAAAGGGUCAGAAUCUAUAUCAAGCUCAGAGAAAGGAUCAGAUUCCAUCCCAUCAGGUCCUGGAGGAGGGUCAGAUCAUACUACUACUACUACUACUACUACUCUUACUACUACUACUGCUAUUACUACUACUACAGCUAUUACCACCACCAUCACCACUGCUACGACUAUAGUUAAUGCAAAACAAGAAUCUACAGUAAAGAUAACUUGUAAUUUGGACCCGAAACCACCCACAGAAAACACAGAGAACGUCGAAAUCAAAUUUAAAAACCAAGGAUUUCCAGCAAAGAAAAGAAAAUUGAAACCACUGACAGAACACAUAAAGAACCUUGCAAUUGAACCUCCAGAACAAGAAUCGUCAAAGAAAACACGUGAUUCUAACCUGAAACAAAAGAAAACGUGUGAUUCUAACCUGAAACAAAAGAAAACGUGUGAUUCUAACCUGAAACAAAAGAAAACGUGUGAUUCUAACCUGAAACAAAAGAAAAUGUGUGAUUCUAACCUUAAACCACUGGUGGAAAAUGUAGAGAACUUUGAAGAAGAAGAAUCAGUUGAAAAAGAAUCCAGUUCAGAAAGCGAUACAUCAUGUGAGAGAGAGUUGGAUCCAGAUAUGAGAGAGAGAGAUCCUUUGAAGCUGGAAUCAUUGGCAGAAAGAAUUGAGAAGUUUGAAGAAGGUGAAGAAUUGAGCGCAACAGGAUCCAGUUCUGAAGGUGAUAUGUCAAGUGAAGGAGGAUUGGAACCUGAUAUGGGAGAGAGAGAUCCUUUGAAGCUGGAAUCAUUGGCAGAAAGGAUUGAGAAGUUUGAAGAAGGUGAAGAAUUGAGCGCAACAGGAUCCAGUUCAGAAGGCGAUACGUCAAGUGAAGGAGGAUUGGAACCUGAUAUGGGAGAGAGAGAUCCUUUGAAGCUGGAAUCAUUGCCAGAAAGCAUUGUGAAGUUUGAAGAAGGUGAAGAAUUGAGCGCAACAGGAUCCAGUUCUGAAGGCGAUAUGUCGUUUGAAGGAGGAUUGGAACCAGGUAUGACAGAGAGAGAUCCUUUGAAGCUGGAAUCAUUGCCAGAAAGCAUUGUGAAGUUUGAAGAAGGUGAAGAAUUGAGCGUAACAGGAUCCAGUUCAGAAGGAGAUAUGUCAAGUGAAGGAGGAUUGGAACCUGAUAUGGGAGAGAGAGAUCCUUUGAAGCUGGGAUCAUUGCCAGAAAGCAUUGUGAAGUUUGAAGAAGGUGAAGAAUUGAGCGCAACAGGAUCCAGUUCAGAAGGUGAUACAUCAAUUGAAAGGGAAUUUGAACCAGAUAUAGGAGAGAGAGAUCCUUUGAAGCUGGAAUCAUUAGGAGAAAGCAUUGAAAAGUCUGAAGAAUAUGAAGAAACAUAUGAAAAAGUAUCCAUUUCAGAAGACUGGACCUCAAGUGAAGGAGGAUUGGAACCAGGAAUGAAAGGGAUCGAAACCCAACAUGACGACACAAGCGAAAAGGAAGGAAGCAGAACAUCGAGUGAGGGAGAACUGGACCCAGAAAUGAAAGGAGUCCAAACCCAAAGUGAUUCAAAUGUUAUAGGAGAAGGAGAAUUGGACCCAGAAACAAAAGGGAUCAAAGACAAACAAAAUCGAAGAGAAAAAGGAGAAAACAGAACAUCAAGGGAAGGAGAAUCAAACCCAGAAACAAAAGGGAUCGAAGACAAACAGAAUCCAAGCAAAAAAGGAGAAUCACACCCAGAAACAAAAGGUAUGGGAAACAAACCCCACUCACAACCCACAUCGUCCAGACAACACACAACACCCUACGUAACACCAAGGCCUCACCGCACCCUCCCUCGGCAACACAGGCAACGCAGGAACACCCCACAUGGCCCCAAACCUACGUCCUACCUGGGUGUGAAUCUUUCGACACCCUCCAUGCAGGAUAUCGCCAAGAACGCCUAUUUCAGUACGCCCAACACGCCAUGGAAAGCGAGGAGGCAGAGUAAGCUGGCCUGUCCCUCCUGGUGGCUUGACGAUCUGCCUCUCCCCUCGCAUGUUCCCUCGACAUCUGACACUCACAAAAUGACAAAUGAGGGAGAUUCUAAUGAGGGUAUGCUGUGUGAGUCUCGUGCUGUGCUGUCAAGGAAACGGAAGAAAAUGAGAGAAGACUUACCCAAUAUCUCCGGUCAUUCCUCAAGCAGUAACUCUCCCAGAUUGACAAAUGUGGAGAUGGAUUCCGAUUCGACUGUGCUGUUUGAGUUUCCUGAUGCUGUUCUGUCCGACACAUCAUCAAGGAAAGGAAAGAAAUUAAAGAGGAAAGGCGUACCUCUCCCCUGCGCUCUCUCCGCAACCAGUGACUCGCCACCAUUGACAGAACUGGAGAAAUCAAUGCUAAAAGACCUGCCUCUCCUCUAUGCUCUCUCCUAUACCAGUGCCUCUCCCAGGAACACAGAUGAAGGCACAGAUACAGAUGCGACUGUGCUGUUUGAGUUUUCUGAUGCUGUUCUGUCCGACACAUCAUCAAGGAAGGGAAAGAAAUCAAGGAGGAAAGGCGUACCUCUCCCCUGCGCUCUCUCCACAACCAGUGACUCUCCACCAUUGACGGAAGUGGAGAAAGCAAUGAUUGAAGAGUUGCUUCUCCCCUACACUCGCUCCUCAACCAGUGGCUCUCCCAAGAACACAGAUGAAGGCACGGAUACUGACGCGACUGUGCUGUAUGACUCUCCUGAUAAACAUCCACCAUUGACAAAACUGGAGAAAUCAAUGGUAAAAGACUUGCCUCUCCCCUACGCUCUCUCCUCAGCCAGUGACUCGCCCAAGAACACGGAUAUUGACGAGACUGUACUGUAUAAUUCUCCUAAAAAAACCUAUCCACCAUUGACGGAACUGGAGAAAUCAAUGCUAAAAGACUUGCCUCUCCCUUACAGUCUCUCCUCCACCAGUAACUCUCCCAAAAUGACGGAUGAAGAUGCAGAUACAGAUGAAUCUAUGCUGUAUGAUUCUGUUAAACCACCCUAUCCACCAUUGACAGAACUGGAGAAAUCAAUGCUAAAAGAUUUGCCUCUCCCUUACGGUCUCUCCUCCACCAGUAACUCCCCUAAAAUGACAGAUGAAGACCCAAGUACAGAUGAAUCUAUACUGUAUGAUUCUGUUAAACUGCCCUAUCCACCAUUGACGGAACUGGAAAAGGCAAUGAUUGAAGACUUGCCUCUCCCCUAUGCUCUCUCCUCAACUUGCAGCUCUCCUAAAAUGACGGAUGAAGACACAAGUACAGAUGAAUCUAUGCUGUAUGAUUCUGUUAAACCAUCCUAUCCACCAUUGACAGAACUGGAAAAGGCAAUGAUUGAAGACUUGCCCCUCCCCUAUGCUCUCUCCUCCACCAGUAACUCUCCCAAAAUGACAGAUGAAGACACAAGUACAGAUGAAUCUAUACUGUAUGAUUCUGACAAACCGUCCUAUCCACCAUUGACGGAACUGGAAAAGGCAAUGAUUGAAGACUUGCCUCUCCCCUAUGCUCUCUCCUCAACUUGCAGCUCUCCCAAAAUGACAGAUGAAGACACAAGUACAGAUGAAUCUCUGCUGUAUGAUUCUGAUAAACCGCCCUAUCUACCAUUGACGGAGCUGGAGAAAUCAAUGCUAAAAGAUUUGCCUCUCCCUUACGGUCUCUCCUCCACCAGUAACUCUCCUAAAAUGACAGAUGAAGAUGCAGAUACAGAUGAAUCUAUACUGUAUGAUUCCGUUAAACCACCCUAUCCACCAUUGACGAAACUGGAGAAAUCAAUGGUAAAAGACCUACCUCUCCCUUACGGUCUCUCCUCAACCACUAACUCUCCCAAAAUGACGGACGGAGACACGGAUACUGACGAAACUCUACUCUGUGACUCUCCUGAUGAACCACGUGAUUCACCAUUGACAGAACUGGAGAAAUCAGUGGUGAAGGACUUGCCCCUCCCUUCCCUUCCCUUCCUGACAAACAGAAACAUGGCAGACAGAAACACAGACACUCAUAAUGUAAUGCCGGGUGAGGAAUUAAGGGAAAAGAACAAAAUUGAGCUCCCUUCUUCUAACCAAGACUCAGAUGCAACUACAAAGGGAUCCAGGAACUCAACACCCUCUGACUCUGGACUGGAUGCUAAUAGGGCGGUCAUAGAGGAUUUGAUAAGGGAUUGGAUGAGUGAUAAGUCUCUCCGUAGUGGGAAUCCGAGCCUAGCACCAUCGCCAGAGAGAAGUGAGGCAUCGGAGAGAGAAGAACUUGACCGCAGCAACAGAAAUGACGGAGACGUAACAGAAGAAAAGUCCGAUAAAAAUAAAAACAAAGAAAAUCAUCCAUGUACCAACCAAGGAGAGAGAGAGAGACCAACCACUGACAACCAUACAAAUGUUACCAACUUAGAACUCACACCCGCAAGGAACGUACACCAGGACACUGUUACCAAUACCACCCCGUACACCGUGGAGACCGUCUGGCAUUCGGAAACGUCCCUCACCGUAAGAACCGUAAGACGCAAAUUCACAAACCCAGGCAUGCAAGACGUGACCCGACAUGACCCCCAACCCAGCAAGAGGUGGAAGACUGAGGGAGGAGGUGAACGGAGGAUGGAAAAUGAGAGCGUAAGAUGUGAUAAUGAGGGAAGAAACUCUGAUGGUGAAAGAACGGCAAAAAUGAGGAAAAACAAGCUUGAUAGUGACCCAGAAAGUGACGAUACAAGCUGUGAAGGUGAACGAAGAAUGAAAAUGAGGGAAAGAAGGUGUGAGAGUGAGGAAGGGGGCGCAGAGGCAGGGAAUACAAGCUCUGAUAGUGAACGAAAGGCAAAAAGGAAGGAAAUGCAUGAGAGGGAGAACUGGGAGACAUCGGAGAGGGACAAAACUAGCCAUGAGAGUGACCAAGGACGGACGAAAAGAAAGAAACGGAGGCGACAUGGUGGAAAACGGGAAAUGGCGACACAAAACACCAGCUGGGAAAGUGGAACGCAAACAAAAACAAGGCAAGAAAUAACAGAGAGAGGGAAGACAAGUUACGACAAUGGGAAGGAAACUAACUUGACGAACAUUAGCCAUAUCAGAAAAUGGGAGACCAAGAAACAAAAUACCAGCUGUGAAAGUGAAGCGCAAACCAAAACAAUAAACGAAAUAACCAGGAGGGAUAAUAGACGUUACGACCGCAGAAAACUCGCACCCUCGACCAACAGAACCCUGGACAGUACCCUUGGCAGCUCCUCCGAUCGCAGCUUCACCGUCACAGUAUGCAAUAAGGUCAAGAGGCUGAGCGACAUUAAAAUCACCCUCUGUGAAGACUCCGAGGCCGAGGAGAGCGGGUCAAAGGACGGCGAGAUCAAAGUGAAGGUGCAGUUUACCGAGCAACCUGAGAUGACCCUAGAUGGAGGUCAGGUUAGCGGUGAUGGUGCGGAUAGGUUAGGGAUGGUGACCUCGACCCCUCUCGUGACCUCAGCUAGCGUAAGAAGGAAGAGGUUGGUCGGGGAUAGUGUUGAAGAUGAUGAUAGUUGAGGAUAAGAUAGUUAGGGUGGUGAAGAUGAUUGUGUUUGUGAUUGUUGUUGUUGUUUUGUUAUUGUUUUGUAUUUUUUU
This is a messenger RNA of Eriocheir sinensis (Chinese mitten crab), 9972 nucleotides long. RefSeq names its product serine/arginine repetitive matrix protein 2-like. The record is from RefSeq and is a predicted model, not a curated record. The transcript has 5 exons. The coding region runs from base 1 to 9894 and encodes 3297 amino acids. Lineage: Eukaryota; Metazoa; Arthropoda; Malacostraca; Decapoda; Varunidae.